This is a messenger RNA of Protobothrops mucrosquamatus (brown spotted pit viper), 1268 nucleotides long. It is a transcript of the gene TRMT10B, whose product is annotated as tRNA methyltransferase 10B. NCBI's taxonomy places the organism in Eukaryota, Metazoa, Chordata, Lepidosauria, Squamata, Viperidae. Gene Ontology annotation, biological process: tRNA N1-guanine methylation. Bases 131 to 1069 code for a protein of 312 amino acids. Gene Ontology annotation, cellular component: nucleus; nucleoplasm. The transcript is spliced from 9 exons. Gene Ontology annotation, molecular function: tRNA binding. The record is from RefSeq and is a predicted model, not a curated record.
AAUGCAGCUCGCUCCCGGUAGAGGGAAGUCUCGUUGGAUGAUUCCUUAUAGGUGAAGGAAAUCAACUAGCGUGGAGCUAAUUUUUCGUAAUGUAUCAAAGGGAGCAGUUUGGACAAAAGAAAAAAAAACAAUGACUAAUCCUGAGAAGAAAGUAGAGAAAAGUAUUUGUGGAGAUUAUUGUGAUCAGCAGCAAAACUAUGGAGAUGGAGAUGGGGAAAAUUUCUGGGACACAUUUGAGCUUCUGGAAAUUGAUGGGAAUGAUGAAAGAUCCAGUGAACAGGUGACAGGAAAUGAGAAUUGGUGUUCGAGGAAUGUUCUAAGGAAACAACGGCACUGGGAGAAGAUUGUUUCUGCAAAGAAGGAUAAAAGAAAAUGUGAAAGAGAACGACGUAAAGCGAAACAUGCUGAACAAAAAGGCACUGCUCCUCAACUUAGUAAGCGAGAUUUAAAAGCCAUUGCAAAAGAUCGUCUUCUAGAGGCCAAGGCUACGGGGCCUCGGCUGUGUAUUGAUAUGAGCUUGACCAGUCACAUGACUAACAAGGAAAUAAGUCGGCUUGCGGCACAGAUUAGGCGGCUUUAUGGGUCCAACAAGAAAGCUCAAAAGCCCUUUUGGCUCCACCUCACAGGGAUUGUGAAAAACAGUCCUAUUUAUGAAGCAUGCUUGAGAAUGAAUGAUGGAUUUGCCAAUUAUCUGAUGGAUGUGACUGCAGAAAGUUAUCUUGACCUAUUUCCUUUGGACAUGAUUGUAUAUCUCACACCGGAUUCUGAUAAUGUUCUUGAGGAAGUUGAUCCACAAAAAGUACAUAUUCUGGGAGGGCUGGUGGAUGAAAGCAUUCAAAAGAAACUCACUUUCCAAAUUGCCCAGGAAAGACAUCUGCAGACAGCACGAUUGCCUAUUCAAGAGUACAUGGUAAAGAACGUCAAUGCAAAAAAUUACCACUCAACAACCUUGGCCAUCAACCAAGUGUUUGAUGCCUUAUCAACUUUCUGUGAUACCAAGAAUUGGGAAGAGGCACUUAAAGUUGCAGUUUCUCCUGGAAAGGGAUACAUCUUCAAAGACACAAAGUGACAAAAGGAUUCAGGAUACUAAUAUGAGAAAACAAGAUUUGGUCUGUUUUUGGUAACCUACAACAGUCUCCUUUACCCAAUUGUAUUCUGGAUAUUUUGGACUACAGUGACUACAAUUUCCAGUUGUAAAUUAUGGGAGUUUGACUCCAGCACUACUGUAUAUAGACAUGUGGGGAGAGUAAACAAGUCAUUGAUCUUCA